Cynoglossus semilaevis (tongue sole) is the source of this 3061-nucleotide messenger RNA. RefSeq names its product phospholipid phosphatase 1. The record is from RefSeq and is a predicted model, not a curated record. The coding region runs from base 531 to 1373 and encodes 280 amino acids. Gene Ontology annotation, molecular function: phosphatidate phosphatase activity. Gene Ontology annotation, biological process: signal transduction; phospholipid metabolic process; phospholipid dephosphorylation. The transcript has 6 exons. Gene Ontology annotation, cellular component: plasma membrane. NCBI's taxonomy places the organism in Eukaryota, Metazoa, Chordata, Actinopteri, Pleuronectiformes, Cynoglossidae.
UUGUCAGUCCAUGAAGGCAACAUCGGACCACUAGCAUCGGCAGUUGUCGGAAGCUUUCGGAACGGAAAAGCUCGUGUUUCACCGGCUACAAAUGUCAACCAGCCUGAACACAGGUGCUGGCGGUCGCUGACGGUUGAAGUUUCUGCCUCUGAUUUAUAUAUAUUAUAACAUAAGAGCUUGUUUCACUGUCAUGGCGGCUAUGUUUAGUCACCGAACGAGCUGCAGUACUUAACCCUACUAAUGUGUUUGAUAUGUGUCUCUCCGCGGCAGCAGUGACAGUAAUGAAGGCCUAUCCCUGGCGGUCUGUUUAGUGUUGUCGCCGACAUUUUACAUUGGCAGUCGGUGUUGCUCCUUUUUCUUUUUUUCCCCCUCUUGUCUGAGCCGCUUGGUGGCAAACAACUGCAAGCAACGCGCCGAGGAGGAGCAGCCCCUGUUCUCCACUCCUCCACCCCCACCACCGGUGUUUAUUACAGGAGAGGACGCACCCACCACGAGCUUGGGACUCGACUCGGAGAUAGACAAGAGAAAACAUGUUUGAGACCAAAGGACUCCCGUUUGUCCUGCUCGACAUCGCCUGUCUCAUCCUAGCUGGACUGCCAUUUGCAAUACUCAAUCUGCAACACAGGCCUUUCCGCCGGGGCUUUUUCUGUAAUGAUGAUACAAUCAAGUACCCCCAUAAAGAGGACACCAUUACCUAUCAGUUGUUAGGAGGUGUCAUGAUUCCUGUCACAAUACUCACUAUGAUCAUUGGCGAGUCCCUUUUAGUUUAUCUAUGUCGCAUCAAAUCCCAGUCUUCUUUUGGCAGCUACAUUGCCUGUGUGUACAAAGCUGUAGGCACCUUUCUGUUUGGUGCCGCCAUGAGCCAGUCUCUGACCGACAUAGCCAAGUAUUCCAUCGGCCGGCUCAGGCCACACUUCCUGGAUGUCUGCAAGCCUGAUUGGACAAAAAUCAACUGUUCAAUAGGAGACUAUAUUGAGAACUUCACCUGCCAAGGAGAUCCGACAAUGGUCAAUGAGGGCAGGUUGUCCUUCUACUCAGGCCACUCCUCCUUCUCCAUGUACUGCAUGUUGUUCCUGGCUCUCUAUUUACAAGCUCGACUCCAGGUGGAGUGGGCGAGGCUGCUGAGACCCACCCUUCAGUUCUUCCUGAUCGCAGCCUCAGUGUACACAGGCCUGUCACGAGUGUCUGAUUACAAGCAUCACUGGAGUGAUGUCCUGACAGGUCUCCUGCAGGGGGCCAUCAUGGCACUGCUGGUGGUCUUCUUCGUGUCCGACUUCUUCAAGCCACGUACGGAGUCCCGUAAAGACUUGGACAUGGACCGCACAAACCUGGAGUCCCCGACCAAUGGAAACCACUUUGAGAGUCCAAACUAAGCUAAAUGAGAGGUGACGUUGAGGACACCUCUGCUCUGUCCAAACGCACAUCCAGGAUCCCAGCUCUCCAGAUUUUUUCAUUUCAUGCAAAAUUAUCACAGGACGCACCUGCAUGGAUUUCCAGUAAAAGAACUUGAUUUUUGUUUCAAGUGAGCUUUAGGAUGAUUGUACAUCCCCAGAAGUAACGUUCCAAAGCUAAACCUCAGGCCUGUUAAUACAUCAUUAGACUGUUUGAGGCAACAAGUUGCCUUCUCCACUGAUGUCCACCAAGGAUGAAAGGUGACAAUCUGUCCAGUAUUUUACGAUAAGCCGUCAGGAAUUCAAGAAAAGUGGCUCAAGGAAGCUGGAGAUUCUGGAAGAAGAACCACCAACGAUCUACUGAGUCAGUAGGAAGAAGUACCUGCAUGCACUCACUAAAGGGUCUGACCACUGCUACAGAGGGAAAGGUUGGAAAUGAGUGAAUGUAUCCCUGCUUUGUGCAUCUCCUGACUUGGGGUCAGUUUGCUCAAAGGUCAGAUUUAGGGUCAGUUGUAGUAGAACUCCAGCUCCAUGACAGUCUUUGCUCAGGUCUUUUUCUGCCUUGUUUACAGUCGAGGGCUAGUUAUGGAAGUGUAAACAGAACUCCACCGAAAAACGUUCUUGAAGUCGACCUGUUUUGUUCAAAUCUUGUUUUUUAAAGGAUGCAACAGCAUCAACAACUCAACUGAAGUUGAACCGUUGUAGUUGUCAGUGACCAACCUUAUUGGUUUUUUGCCCUUGUUUUUGACUUAAGUUUGGUUGUGUCGGAGUUAGGUUUUUAAUAUAUUGACUGCUAUUUCCAUUUCCCAGAUAUUUCACCAAUUUUGCGACUUGUUGGUUUUAUUUGACGGCCCCUUUUAUCUGCUUUUAAAUAGAAACAAAUACUUUCAACUUUUUGUUUACCUCAGCAUGAUUUGAUUUAAACAUUUUCAACCUUUGAUGACGUAAACACAGCAGUUAACAACAGAGGAAGCCUUUUCAUCACAAUAACCAUUAUUAAUGUGGAACCACUCAGUUUUUGUCAUGGUCAUAUUCUCCUUUGCUUCUAAUUCAUUUGUUAACUACUGUGGGUGGAUGAGUAGUACUUGGCCCUGCUGCUGACCCAGAUGUUGAACCUCAUUUAUUAGUCAUACUUAGAUGCCGUGCCUUGUUUGCUGAGGGUCCUGGCACAGCCAAUAACCGCGCCUACUCUUGUAUGAACGCACCAUAAGAUGAAGGUGUGUGAUCUUAAGACCAGAUGGAGCUGGAAACUAAAACUGAUCCUGAAUCAGAGCAAACUGCAGAUUCAGGAACCACUGUCGUCUGAUUCAGCAACCCUCUGACCCGGUCAGUGGAGGCUCCACUGACCUCGUGUUUGGCCACAGGGUUGAAGAAUCAACGGUCAGUUCAAGUCCCUUGUUGCCUUUGCUGAACUGCUGCUGCUGCUAUCACAGCUUCCUGUGUAUCCAAAAACUGAAAUAUCGACAUCAAGUGAAUAAGCAUCAUUGUAGUUUUUGUAUAAUCUGUAUGUUAGAAAUAAGUCGACAUACAGACUUUUAUUGAAAAUAUGUGUUACAAAGUAUGUACAGAUGUCUAAAAAGAAUCAGAAAUUUUACUUAUUAAUAACAUUGUGAUUGUGUUAGUUGUCAUUUUAAGUUUUCUCAAAAUUAAAGCAUGUUUUGUUUAUGUCA